GCUACAGGGUAGAGUAUGGUUGUUUAGGCUAAGUGAGAUUAACUAAGCCUCUCUUUCUAGGGAGAGGACUCAUAGAAAGUAUUCAACAAGAUGGCUCUAGAUACAGAGUAGACCGCAGAGGAAUUGAGGGCCUUAACCUCUUUACAUAUGGCCAAGGCAUGAUGUUCUGGACAACAGUUGAUGAUGCCCAAAUCACUAAAGUUUGGUACAGCAAAGCAGAACUUUCUGAAAAUCGGUGGUUCCAAACAGACCAGAAGAUUGUGGAUUUAAAAGUUUCCGGCAAACUUAGUCAACAGGGUAGUAACAGCUGCUCAAAGGACAACGGAGGGUGCAGCCAUAUCUGUUUGCCAAACCCUGAAGGACUGACUUGUAAAUGUCCCAGUGGGUACUACUUGGCUAACAUAAGCAGAUGUAUUAAAGCUGUCCAGUGCUCUGAGCCAUCACAAUCCUGUCAGGAUGGUCAGAAGUGCAUUUCCAUGAAGCAAGUUUGUGAUGGUCAUGCUGACUGUCUGGAUGGAUCUGAUGAAAUGGGCUGUACCUAUCCAGAUAAAACCCAUUCAGCACCAACAUCGAAAAAUGCAGAGGCCGGUAAAAGGUGGACCCUAAAAGCUGAGCUACCUCUCCAAGCUACUGAGUCUCCCAAGGCUAGAUAUCCAGGGCCAGAAGGGAUGAAUUAUCCUCUGAGAAAAACACCCAUCCCUCCAAUUUCUGCUAGAGAAAGCAAGACCUCAGAGACCAAGGGAAAAGGCGAGCCUGUUCAUCCCAAGGACUCACAGAGGGCAAAACAUCUGCCGUGUAGCACCGACUACUGUAAUGGGCGGGGAGUCUGUACGGUGGUAGGAGAGCUGAGAAAGUGCAGCUGUCUGAUGGAAUAUGGUGGAGAGUUCUGUGAAGAGCCAGCACGUGGACCUGCCCCUGGCCACAUCACCCUUGGCGUAACCAUUGCCUUAUCAGUUGUCCUGGUAGCUCUGGGAGCAUUUGUCUAUUUCAGAAGAGAACACAAAUUAAAAAGAAAUAGUACAGCAGCAUCAAGAAAUAUGACCCACCAUAAUGAAAAUGGCCAAGAAGAAGAAAAUCUAAUGAAUAGUGAGACUUUUGUCAAUGAAGCCUAUGAUGAGCAGGAACUGUUAACUUUACAAACUGACUAACCUGAUGAAUACAGGAGCUGGAACAUCUCAAUAAAAAUGGUUUAUACAUUGUAUUGUGUGCUGUUUUAACAUCUGCAACUUACUGUAACUGCAUGUGCUAAAAUGG
Panthera uncia (snow leopard) is the source of this 1254-nucleotide messenger RNA. RefSeq lists its product as uncharacterized. Gene Ontology annotation, molecular function: protein binding. Bases 159 to 1148 code for a protein of 329 amino acids. The transcript has 6 exons. Lineage: Eukaryota; Metazoa; Chordata; Mammalia; Carnivora; Felidae. The record is from RefSeq and is a predicted model, not a curated record.